This is a messenger RNA of Symbiodinium sp. CCMP2592, 258 nucleotides long. NCBI's taxonomy places the organism in Eukaryota, Dinophyceae, Suessiales, Symbiodiniaceae. The record is from the annotation of a GenBank genome assembly.
AUGAAGCCGGCGUGCGAGCGCUUCAAGGCAAAACUUCGGGACUUCCUGCCCCGCAUGUCCAGACCCAGAUGCACCGUCUUCAUGAGCAGCAGGCCCGUUGAUUGGAAUACCGACCCAGAGAUCGUGCUGGAACUUCUGAGCGACGAGCUGGCUUUGCCAGUGAAGUGGAAGGAGUCUGUGGAGGCUAUGAGCAGAGUCGGCCUCGAAGAUCUCUUCGAAUGUGGGCCCUCCAAGGAGCUGAAGGCACCCCGGUGCUGA